AUGAGGGAACAACCUAUACCUAUUGAAAUUAUACUUGAUGAAGGUCAAAUACUUCGCUCUGAAGAUCAUUCAAACAAUUGUUGUAAAGUUUUGCUGGUUAGUUUUGAAAAAGUUCACUCAAAUUUACCUUGUAAUAGCUUAUCUUCAAAAUAUAAAAGGGUCAGUCUAACAUUAGAAAACCUCAGGGAAUCAAAUAUAAGUCUUGUUAAAGCAAGUGGUUAUCAAAGUUAUAAAGUUGUCUCUAAGAAAAAAGAUAAAUAUGGUGAUUCAAGUUUUGUUGAUUUAUGUUUUACUAAUGAUGGAGAGAUUGAAGUCAAAAAUUAUGGUUCAAUUGAUGUCAGCACCCAAGAGGAUAUUGAUGACGGUUCCAGUACCAGUACAACAGUAUCACCAGACAGUUCCGAAAUCAGUACACCAUCAAGUGGAUCUUCUCGAUCACAAAGAGCUUCAAGAAGAAUGAUGCAAAGAUCAAUCAACUAUAACAAAGUUGAACUUAAACCAUUAACUUCCUAG
Molecule: messenger RNA, 513 nt
Organism: Hansenula ciferrii
Lineage: Eukaryota; Fungi; Ascomycota; Saccharomycetes; Phaffomycetales; Wickerhamomycetaceae
Exons: 1
Coding region: 1-513 (170 amino acids)
Source: RefSeq, a predicted model, not a curated record